Molecule: messenger RNA, 1249 nt
Organism: Nicrophorus vespilloides
Lineage: Eukaryota; Metazoa; Arthropoda; Insecta; Coleoptera; Silphidae
Gene: TFAM
Product: transcription factor A, mitochondrial
Exons: 3
Coding region: 78-833 (251 amino acids)
Source: RefSeq, a predicted model, not a curated record
AGGGGCGUCCCAUUUAUAACCUAUCUUUUCAUUUUAGAAGUGAGAAUAAUCAGUGAAAAAAUUGUUAACAAUAAACAAUGUCGGGGCAAUUGUUGAAAUUGUUCAACAGCUUUGGAGGAUUCAAGAACAUCCUCCAAACUAGGAGCGUUUUGGUGGGAUACCAACAGAAUGCGACAAUGAAACAUUCAGCUGCUGAUAAGCUGAAAGAGCUGAAUAUGCCUGAGAAACCAAAGAGGCCAUUGACACCUUACUUCAGGUUCAUGAGGGACUGCCGAGAAGAGUACAUGCGUAAGAAUCCAGACAUGAAGAACACAGAGCUGACCAAGGUCUUGGCAUUGGAUUGGAUGAAUGUGCAUGAGACAAUCAAAGAAAAGUACUCAGAUGAGUAUAAAUCCGAAUUAGAUAAUUACAAUAAGCAGCAUCUGAUAUAUCUCUCAAAGCUUUCUGAUGAGCAGAAGCUUGCGAUUAAAACGGCGAUAAAGGAGCAGAAAGAUAUUAAGAAGAAAAGGCAUAUGAAGAAACGUUUCAGGGAAAUGAACAGACCAAAGAGGCCUCUUGGUCCGUACAUGCAGUUUCUUAUGGAGUACGCGCGAAAGAGCAACAUGAACAUGAAGGAAGUCAUUAGUAGCAUCAAAGGGAAAUAUCAGCAGCUUUCCGAAUCGGAAAAGGAGGUCUACGUGAUGCGUUACGAGGAGGCGAAGGCGCGUUACGAGAAGGAGAUGGUCGAAUGGGAGGCGAAGAUGAUCGAGGAGGGUCACGUGGACGUGAUCCGACAAAUAGCGCAGAAGGAGAACAAACCGUCGAGGUUACGCAGCAAGGCAAAGGAGGAAUAGGAAUUCGGGUGUUCUUACCACCCGGAUUCUGCCACGGCUGGUGAGAGCACGGGAGAUAGAAUAGUAGAGACAUCAUUGUCAUCAUCGUCAUCGACAUCAUUGAAGCAGCAGAGCACACCCGAAACACCUGUUACCGAUAACAUUGUACAAAGCAAAGAGACGGAGGAGACGAGUGUUAAUCAGAUGAAGAAGAGAGACGAAGAACUUCCUUUGGUGGAGACGACGAAUCCUCCUCCGGCAGCGGAAAAGAGCGUCCCCUCAGAAAAGGCAGGUAGCAAGAACAUAGUCGAUACGUUUAAGAGGAUUUUCAAGUUCUGAUUUUGUUUUUCACAUUUCUUCAUUCUGGUUUACUCUCGUACACAUCUUUUAUUAUUUUUUUUGAUUUGUUUUCAAUACAAGUUUACUUUUUUUUUAAA